Molecule: messenger RNA, 1489 nt
Organism: Cololabis saira (Pacific saury)
Lineage: Eukaryota; Metazoa; Chordata; Actinopteri; Beloniformes; Belonidae
Product: neoverrucotoxin subunit alpha-like
Exons: 4
Molecular function (GO): protein binding
Source: RefSeq, a predicted model, not a curated record
CUCUCAGGGAACAUCUGUCCACUUCUGUCCUCAGUUCUCAGCUCUCAGUCCUCCAGUCUGACAGAACUGGACCUGAGUAACAAUGACCUGCAGGAUUCUGGACUGAAGAAGCUGUGUCCCGGACUGGAGAGUCCACACUGCAAACUGGAGUCUCUCAGGCUGUCAGGCUGUGUGAUCUCAGAGGAAGGAAGUGCUUCUCUGGUCUCAGCUCUGACCUCCAACCCCUCCCACCUGAGAGAGCUGGACCUGAGCUACAACCAUCCAGGAGAGUCAGCAGGGCAGCUUCUGUCUAGACUGGAGGAUCCCCGCUGGAGGCUGGACACUCUCAGGGUGGAGCCUGCUGGACAACAAUGGAUGACACCAGCAGGUCUGAGCAAGUAUUCCUGUCAACUCACCAUCGACACAAACACAGUCAACAAGAACAUCAAACUGUCUGAUGACAACAGGAAGAUGACACAUGUGAAGGAGGAUCAGUCAUAUCCUGAUCAUCCAGACAGGUUUGAUGACUGGCCUCAGCUGCUGUGUAGAGAAGUUCUGACGGGUCGCUGUUACUGGGAGGUUGAGUGGAGCGGAUAUGUUUCUGUAUCAGUGAGUUACAGAAGAAUCAGCAGGAGAGGAAACUCUGGUGACUGUUUGUUUGGAGGAAACGAUCAUUCCUGGAAUCUGGACUGUUACCUAGCUGGUCGGUACCAUUUCUGUCACAAUAACAGAGAAACAACCAUCACCUCCUUUUCUCCAUCUUCAGGCUCUGCCAGAGUAGCAGUGUACGUGGACGUUCCUGCUGGAACUCUGUCCUUCUAUGAAGUCGUCUUUUUCAGACUGAUCCACCUCCACACCUUCAACACUACCUUCACUGAACCUCUCUGUGCUGGAUUUAGAGUCUGCUCCAGGGCUGGGUCCUGGUUGGGUUCCUCAGUGUCUCUGUGUCCAGUUUAUGCCCCUUUUGCACUAGUACCACCUCAGCUCGGUUCUACCCGUUUUGCGCUUUUGCAUUAGGGCUGAGACGGGUAGAGUCGCUCCAAGCCGAUACCUUUUUCUGUAACCAUUUCAGCGAGGUUAUUUAGCGGGCUGAGCAGGGACUAUUUCCGACGUCACCACCCUCCACGCCACCGAUUGGUCGGGGGGCGGGGCCGUUAUCACCCUCCACGCCUCUGAUUGGUCAGGGGGCGGGGCCGUCAUCACCCUCCACGCCUCUGAUUGGUCGGGGGCGGGGCCGUCAUCACCCUCCACGCCUCUGAUUGGUCGGGGGCGGGGCCGUCAAACGUUUGAAUCAGGAAGCGGGAGUCAGCGGAGUCGGCGAUUUUAUUAUGCAGCAAAAAGCUCUGUUUGGUGAUCUGGUUUCUCAGUGUCUCAAUGAUGAUGAUGAUGAUGAUGAUGAUGAUGAUGCUGAUGAAGAAGUAGAAGAAGGAAUUGAUCACUGUUUAUCUUUAGUUUUUUGGUUCAUUGUAUUUUUAUUUGAUCUUUUUCACAUUUAAACAUUAAAUCAUUU